Messenger RNA from Cornus florida, 513 nucleotides. Its product is annotated as putative glycine-rich cell wall structural protein 1. The transcript has a single exon. The record is from RefSeq and is a predicted model, not a curated record. Bases 1 to 513 code for a protein of 170 amino acids. NCBI's taxonomy places the organism in Eukaryota, Viridiplantae, Streptophyta, Magnoliopsida, Cornales, Cornaceae.
AUGGACAAAUGGGUGGUAGUGGGGUUGUUAGUAGUUGCACUCUUAAUGCUUCUCUCUCCUACUACUACUUCAAGGAACAUACCCAACAAGGAACCAGGCAAAACCAUGGAUGGUCGAGGCGGUGGAGGUGGAGGAGGUGGUUCCAGCCACCACGGAGAGUGGAACUUCCGGUGGGGAUGCGGGUCAUUGCCCGAUGGAAACUGGGAUUACUGGUGGGGCGUUGGUAUAGGCCCCACCGGCAGUAAUUGGGGGUUCGGAUCAGGUUCGGGUCAAAACAGAGGAGGUGGUGGGUUUGGAUUCGGAUGGGGUGGAUCUAUUCCAGAUGGUGGUGGCAGUAGUGGUGGCGGCUUUGGGUAUGGUUACGGAGGAGGACGUGGUGGUGGAAUGAAUUUUAAUGGGAGGUUUGGUAUUGGUGGUGGUGUUCCAAGUUCUGGUGGGCAACCAAGGUCAAAUGGGGUAACCAACAUGAAUACUAAUGACCAUGCUGGCACUAGACCUAGCAGGAAUGGGUGA